ACUCACUAGUUCAUUCACCGGCUGAUAAGAAAAAUAUAUUGAGAUUUGAUUCUCGCAAAAUACUUGGUUUUCUUCGGCGAAAUCUUUUGCGGAUCGUUUAUUUUAAAGAAUUAAUAUCGACAAAAACAUGCCUGAACUCAGCACAGAUCUCCAGCAGGCCAUAGAUUCCAUCAGGUCCGCAUUAGGGAACACAAUCUCUCAAAAGAAACUGUUUCAAAACAACGCCGUUAUUGCCAAAAACCAAAUCCAAGAUGACAUCAGCUUCCACUUAGAGCUGCUGAGAAACAGGGAAGUUUGGCUUCUCGAACAGGUGGACAUCCAUGCUCAGAUUAAAGAAGAAGCAUUCGAGAGCCACCUUAACAAGCUAUGCGUUUUGCUUGCAAAGUUAGAAGCCUACCAGCAGCUUUUGGAAGCACAAGAAUUGCGAGAAAACCUGGAGAUCAUCAGUCAGGCCGAGGAGAUCAUUUUAAGGUUAAAAAGCGAGGCCUCGUAUUUUGAUGAGACAACAGGAAUUUGCUUUUCCGCCGGUAAUUUUUCUCUCUCUGAUGCGGUGAAGAAGUUUGGAAAGAUAUUGGAUGCAGAGCCAUGCGAGGAGACUGAAAAAACGCCGAAAGGUAACAAGAGGAGGAAAGACACAGCUCGUGAAAUCCUUUUCAUUCAAGAGCACUUCAAAAGAGUUGCUAAUUCUCCGCAAAAGAAUUGGCUUAUGGCCGGUGCUGUGUGUCACGAGGCUAGAAAAGAUUUUGGGACUGUUUGGAAGCACUAUGAAGAGCUCAAGAAGUCAGAUAAAAAAGAAUGGUUGUACAAGAAACGCCAGCCAAUGGAUUUGGAAACGGUUGGAAAUCGCUUCGAGGCUCAUUUUCAAGAAGUGAAAUCCACUCCAGCCAAUGACUGGCUGCAGAAUAUCCCGAGCAAAAGCGAUGAAAGCGAGAUUUCUUCUGGAUUUUCCUACCGUAGCAAAUUGGAUACCUCUGAAAAUAUCAAAGCCUGGAUAUUGAGGCCGACGGAAGGUCUGUCGCGUUCGUCAAAAGACGACGACCUUCUCGACGAGGGAAUCUCACUUUCCCGCCAUUGUAGCGUUGAGCCGAAACUUGUUAGUGAAAAAUACCACGGAAAAGCGUCUUGGUUGAUGGAUGAAAAGCUCUCGAAAAGAUCUAAAGAAGAUUCGCGGGAAAUCUCCACGAGCGACCAGCUCGACGACGAUUGGCUGAUUGGCGGCUACACGUCAUCGAUGACGUCAUAUUCUCCAUCCCAAACCGGAAGCUGGCUGCAACGUUUCCGAGACUCGAACGAUAGUGGCACGAGCGAUUGGCUGAUCGUGUCGGAAAGCGAACCCGAGCCGGAGUAUUGCGAAUGGUUGACUCGGGAGUCCAUUGAGCGAUGCAAAAGCUGUUCAGCUGACUGCCCAAAGGAGACCUUUGGAGUGUUUCGAAAUGUUCUGACCAGCUCGAAAAACGAGUGGUUGGCAACAGCAACAGAUUGGUGAAAAAAUUUGAACGAAAUUUUGAAUGAAAUCUGCCUGACACGCAGCAUAUAUUUUUCCUUUCUUUCUAGGAUUUUGAAAACACGUUUCUCAAAUUUACUUUAAAAUGAUCGGUGCAAUUGGGACAAAUAAUAUGUUAACCGGUUGGAAGUUAUUUAACAUAAAAUAGGAUUGAAAAUACAAAUAAAAGAAA
Molecule: messenger RNA, 1676 nt
Organism: Dendronephthya gigantea
Lineage: Eukaryota; Metazoa; Cnidaria; Anthozoa; Malacalcyonacea; Nephtheidae
Product: nuclear receptor coactivator 4-like
Exons: 3
Coding region: 128-1486 (452 amino acids)
Biological process (GO): response to hormone; intracellular iron ion homeostasis
Molecular function (GO): transcription coactivator activity
Source: RefSeq, a predicted model, not a curated record